AUCCUGUCAGCACAUCAUGGUUCAGCUGCUUCUGAUCAAUAAAGUUCAUGUGUGUCACAUUUUCCUCAGAUGCUCCUAAAGACACCUCAGCAUCCAUCAGUCCAUCAGGUUUGGUGUCAGCAGGUAGCUGGGUGAAGCUGAGCUGCUCCAGCAGAGCCAAGCCUCCCGUCAGCAGCUUCACCUGGUUCAAGAUCAGCACAGAGGGACCCGUUAAUGUGUCUGAGGGACCGGUUCACAGCUUCAAUGCAACGGAUGGAGGAGUUUAUUACUGUGUGGCUGCAAAUAAACUGGGAAAGCAGAAGUCCCAAGAAAUCCGUCUUAAUAUUAAAGACAUUCAGGAGUUUGGGGCUGUUGUCUACGUUACAGUGAAGAUCCUGCUAAUUGUAAUGCUCUACAGUACAACCGCCAUCUUUGAAUGCUGGAUUAGAUCAAGAUUCUCCAACAAACCAGAGAAGGACGUAGAAGAAGCAGAUUAUGUCAGCAGGGUGAUCCACAUUCAAGCUUCAUGAGCCACAAAGAAGACGAGGAAGAUGUCAAGUUCUCUGUUAGAGGAAGGAUUUCUAUUCUAUCUUCUUUAUUUCUGCCUGAACAUGUGUUAUGUGGUGAAAUAUGAUAUU
Messenger RNA from Melanotaenia boesemani (Boeseman's rainbowfish), 617 nucleotides. RefSeq names its product V-set and immunoglobulin domain-containing protein 2-like. The record is from RefSeq and is a predicted model, not a curated record. The coding region runs from base 48 to 509 and encodes 153 amino acids. The transcript is spliced from 4 exons. Lineage: Eukaryota; Metazoa; Chordata; Actinopteri; Atheriniformes; Melanotaeniidae.